Messenger RNA from Ctenopharyngodon idella (grass carp), 3174 nucleotides. RefSeq lists its product as uncharacterized. The transcript has 3 exons. NCBI's taxonomy places the organism in Eukaryota, Metazoa, Chordata, Actinopteri, Cypriniformes, Xenocyprididae. Bases 2098 to 3078 code for a protein of 326 amino acids. The record is from RefSeq and is a predicted model, not a curated record.
UAGAAGGGCAAAACCCCCAUCAGAAUGAGUGUCCAGCUAUUGGUUGCGCCUCAAGCCCAUCUCUCCACUGCAAGGCCUUUUGUAAUCGCCUGUCAUUAGUGGAGCUCACCUGUUACAUUCCCCAUGCCAACCUUGAUUAAGACCCAGCGAGUGGCUGAAAGCGGAUGUAUGUGCCAGGAUGUAGGGGCUAUUCAUAACAAAUGGGGAGACUUGGACAGAGUCGUGGCCAUCCAGCAUCUCUAACAGACGGGAAGAGAUGGACCAGUUUUGUGUUCUGUAGAGUGAGAGCUGGGGAUGAUCCAUCACGUCCAGCUGAGCCAAUGGAACAUGGAAACCAAACCAAAAAUGGACAGUACUGAACAAUUUUUGGGAAGCUUUCCCUCUCUCACUUCCCAUCAACGGCAGACAGACAUCAAAAGAGAAGAGAACGCUAAUGACUGAGAGAACCGGAGGAUGGAGGAAACAGCUGAAGGGGACAGCAGAUGGAUGGAGAGGUGUCAAACAUGAUGAGGAAGGUGCAGCUGCGGUCCUCCUCUUUUCCCAGCUGCUCGGCGUCGUGGGGUGAGGCUUAGGUGACCCCCGAAAUAUCGCCCAUCUGACACCCUGACCUAAAUCUGUCGUGACUGGCUUUAUCUCGACAAGAUGCAUCCAUUAUACUGGCAGCAGUAAGAUACUGUAAGUGAAGACAGCUUUAGUGGCGCACAUGAUGAAGAAAAUGCCAAACUAUUCAGCAAAAUUCUAUUUAAUACACCUUAAGUCAAAGUAUUCAUUCAUUCAUUCCCCCAGGGGAUAUUAACAAAUAUUUAAAAAAGCUGAGAAAUAAAUUAAUAUUGAUUGAAUUAAUAAAAGAUUGCAUCAGCACUGCGCCAUUGACUUUAGACCAGGCUUUUGUUGGUCAAAGGUGAGGUUUUUUUCAGUUGCCUCUAAAUAGCAACGCGCCAACAAUGCACCUGAACACACCUCAUUUUCAGACCAGCACGCCCAUGGGCGAACAGAUGGGCACAAGUGCAUUUGCUAUUUAAACAACGUGGGCGCUGGACAUGAAAAUGAUAACUGCAUCUGGCUGAAACUAACAAAAACAUUGGCGUCGCGUUGCGCCGGGUGUGUGAUAGAGCCCCUUAUAUACACAAUCUGCUGUAAAUCUAACAGGUAACACUUUACUGCUUGUAAAAAGUAGUUGUCUAUACACAUUUCAUGUGUAAUGCACUACACCUAAUGCUGAUCUACAGUGAUACAGGAUCUGGGCUCAACCUCACAUUCAGAUCUUUAUUUCAAACUGAUUAUCUGCACUCCAAACUAAUUUUGAAGUGACAGCUCAAUAUGUCUUCAUACUUUGUCACUUGCUGGAGGAGCUGUCAACAAAACCCUUUGACACCACAGUAAACUUUAUUUUGGCAGCAUUCGAGGAGUUCAAUUUGAAAACCCCCUUCGGGUCUGUGAGUUUUUUGGCUCCCUUAAUGAAGGCAACUUGCCAGAUGUUUCUUCUUUCUGUCAUUAAAGGUGAGGGCUCAUUUACAUUUCAUGAUGCACUGAAAAAUCUGAUUUACUGUAAAUGUAUACCCAUACAGGUCUCGCGUCGCAUUUUAAAUGUCAUAAUACAGUUAAGGCCCCGAUAUACUCACAUAGACGUUCUUUUUGGUACUUUGCUUAGGAGUAAAAAAGCCUAAGAAACCUUUGCAGUGGUAUACUGUUAGUGAACAUCCUGACGCCCCCAUGCUGCUGAGAGCAGCAUUUAGAUGCAUAUGUGCACUUUCCUAUCAAUAACAAAAUAAUGACAUCAGUGAGAAAACAGCCGAUAAAGGGCUCUUCUGAGCCAUGGAUUUUUUAUCAUUUGCUGAGGAGGUCUUCUAUCUCGCCAUCUCCUGCCCCUUUGACCACGAGACCGUGAAGUCACUUUUCUGGAGCAGGGCAAAUUACCACCAUCCCGUUGACCUCCCAGACACCACUGGUCUGAACUGAAAAGAAGCCUUCAUCCGGUGUCUGGAGAGUGUCCGUCCCCGAUCCAGGACCCAGCCAGACCCAGAGCCUGAAUCUCCACCUUCGACCGUGGAGUACACGUGUAUACCCCCCGCAGACAGAGAGCUACCACCCACCAUAAUGCGUCAGCCAGAGCCCGAGGAGAAGAGGACAGAGCUGACCCUCGCCCCUGAAGUGGAGCUCCAUCAUGAGUCUGACCAGGGGUGUGAGCCCACGACAUCAGCGGACGAGGGAGUCGUGACGACGGAGAAUGAGGACUGGCUGAUCAACUUCACUGAGGAAGCAUCUUCUCCCACCCUAUCCCACCCGUUACCUUCGUCAUCACUGUUUUCUAACUGUACUAAUGACUGUACGGACUGUGUCAUGUCGUGUUACUACCAGCAGUGUCAGUACAAGAGGAUCCUACGGCUCCGCCUUCCACCUUUGACCUCUUCGCUCCAUCUCGGCCUGUCGACUCCGUCUUGGCUCCUCCCACAUUUGCCUCCACCAGAGACCCUCGGACUUGCGGCUCCACCAGGUUUCCUCAUCCUGCCAGCUCCCCCUUGGUCAGUUGUCACACCACUUCCGCCACGGACUUGCGGGCCGUCUGCUGCAAUCUGUCCCUCCACCCCUACGGCUGCAGCGGGUUCGUUCUCAGCGUCGUCUACACACCGGCUCCACCUCAGCCCUCAGGUCAUCCUCAGUUGUCAGCAUCUGGACUCCUCCAUCUCUCGACUCCGCCGUGGGCUGUCGGCACUAGGGAGCUCUGGGUCUGUGGUCACGGACCAUCUCCACCGUCACCGCCAGAGGAUCGCCGUCCCUCCAUCACCAUCACUUUAUUUCAUUGUACUGUCUUUACCAUCCCUUCACCACACCCUGUCACCAGCCCUUCGCCACAUCCUUGUCCUCCUCCUAAACCUCCGCCAUCUCUCCAUAUGUCAUCACUCUUCUACGGCGCGAGGACGCGCCUUGCCAGGAGGGGCGUUAUGUCACGUUCAGUUCAGUUUAGUUGCAGUUUUCAUGGACUUUCAGUUUGUUUACCUUUAUCACGUGUGUCUCUUUGUCUUUGUUCCCACCACUGAUCAGUCACCAUGGACACUAAGCACAGCUGUUUGUCUUUAGUUACCAUCUCUGUGUAUUUAAGUUCCUGCCUGUUUCUUGUUCAUUGCUGGUUGUUUUCUGUGCACUAGCACACUGUUACAUAUGUUUACCUGUUAU